AUUUCGUUCACAAAUAUUUUCAAAUAAAUAUUAUUUUUAGAGACGAGAGGAGACGGCGACAAUGGCGAAUUUGAUGAUGAGAUUACCAAUUAGCUUGAGAAGCUUCUCUGUUUCAGCUUCUUCAUCCAACGGUUCGCCGCCGGUGAUCGGAGGAUCUAGCGGCGGUGUAGGACCGAUGAUUGUGGAAUUACCGUUGGAGAAGAUACGAAGACCGUUGAUGCGAACCAGAUCCAACGAUCAGAACAAAGUGAAAGAGCUUAUGGAUAGUAUCCGUCAAAUCGGUCUUCAAGUUCCGAUUGAUGUGAUUGAAGUUGAUGGAACUUACUAUGGGUUCUCGGGAUGUCACAGAUACGAGGCGCAUCAGAAGCUAGGGCUUCCAACUAUACGUUGCAAAAUCCGUAAAGGAACAAAGGAAACAUUAAGGCAUCAUCUUCGCUGAAGAGAGUUUAUACUUUUAUGUAUAUUGUUUGUAUGAUAGGAACUCGAGAGUGUGUGUAUGAAAGUGGCUAUGUUUAAGUUAAUAAUUAGAACUUUGUACAAUCUUUGUGACAGAUCUAGUGACUGGAUUCUACGAUCUAUUUGCACACUAAUAAGUAGCUGAAACAAUGGUUCAAAGAAUUUGAUCAUAAAUUGGACUUGUGAUGGUCGAGAUGAUGAGUAUAAAGAAGCUGUGUUCCUUAUAGCUUGAUUGAUUACUUUGAAGAUCUAAGCAGCGUUCCGGUGGCGUUUUGUAUGAACAUUAUUCUUCUGUUAUCGGUUAAGCUUUGUGGAGAGGGUUCUUUGGGCCAAGAAUCUAUCUAUCCUCUUUACAGAACACUAAUGAGUCAUGUUCCGCAUAUGUUGGACGCAAUAGAAAGAAGUGGGCUGCUGAUUGCGUCCAUGCCUAAGGGAGGUUAGAAGCUCUGGAGUGGUAUGUGAUUACUUCUUCAUUUCUUUAGUAAUUCUUCUUUGGCCGAUUGAUACCAGCAAGAGAAAGAGGGAAAUGCUAUAAGAACCAUGUAACGCUAAGAGAGAAACAUCUUUCUGAUUAGUAUAGGUGACGCAUGACCUCGAGGCGAGGUUUACUUCGGUAACUCGAAGGGAACUCGUAUAUUUGGAUGUUCUUUUUAUUAGUCUGCAUUCAAUAUCGAAGAUACGAUCGAGUUACCAAGUAAAUUAAGAAGCAGAACUAAUAGCAAAAUUUACAAACGCUUGCAAUUGUACAACAAAUUGCAAUCAUAUUAUGGAAUUUUAACCUCUCAUGAACACAAACUUUCAACCACUUUAAGCACAAAACACUGAGCUUAUAAGAAGUGCAGAGACAGAGUAUAUAACGCGAUGAAGAUGAUGCAAAAGAUAGAGAAGUAAUGAAUGCAGAGCAUAAACGAGGAAACCACACACUAAAGGUUUAACGAGUUACG
Molecule: messenger RNA, 1400 nt
Organism: Arabidopsis thaliana (thale cress)
Lineage: Eukaryota; Viridiplantae; Streptophyta; Magnoliopsida; Brassicales; Brassicaceae
Gene: SRX
Product: sulfiredoxin
Exons: 5
Coding region: 62-439 (125 amino acids)
Biological process (GO): cellular oxidant detoxification
Cellular component (GO): mitochondrion; chloroplast
Molecular function (GO): oxidoreductase activity, acting on a sulfur group of donors; sulfiredoxin activity
Source: RefSeq, marked reviewed